This is a messenger RNA of Pseudoliparis swirei, 847 nucleotides long. RefSeq lists its product as uncharacterized. The transcript is spliced from 7 exons. NCBI's taxonomy places the organism in Eukaryota, Metazoa, Chordata, Actinopteri, Perciformes, Liparidae. Bases 16 to 735 code for a protein of 239 amino acids. The record is from RefSeq and is a predicted model, not a curated record.
UACUUACAAAACCGAAUGACAUCCACCUGUGCACGUCCAAAGUUCACCUUGCAUCACAGCUCGGGGGGGCAGAAGCAUUCGGGUGUGGUGGUCAUGGCGUCGUCACGGAGAACAUUGGCUCUGCUUUGCUCGCUAGCAGUCUUGUCUCAAGGUGAAACUUCGAGCUGCACCUCGGAGACUGAGCUCUUGGUGCGUCUAUCGGCAGAUCUCGAGGUGGCGGCAGAGUGUGGCGAUUACCUGCAGUCUGCAUGGAAGAAACAGGAGAGGGCCGCUCUGCUGCUCGCCAUGAGGAACGUGACGGAUACCCUGCACACACACAUGCUGCGAGAAUGCCACGGUGCCAGGCCGGAGAAAUGCCCGGAAGCCGAAGUUCCCCUCAACGGAGGGUUGGCGUGCGUCACGGUGGCCGACAAGCGCUACUGCAAACCUCUGUGUAACCACGGUUACGAUUUUGCUUUUCUCAGGCGGAGUCGUCCGUACGCCGAAUGCAGCGAGCGGACCCGGUUCCACUGGGAGACGCAGUACGUCGGAGGAAACAAGCUGGCGGUGUGCCACGAAUCGCCGAUCCAAGUUUCCGGAGCGAAGACGGCGUAUUUUCCGGAGCACCAGGACUGCCUCACGACAAAGACCAGAGACCCCCUGCAGAGCAGCGUCAGGUCCGAUCUGAUCGCGGAUCUGACCGCCGCCGGCGUCCAGGUGGAGGAGUCGCAGGCCGUCUGCCUCGUGUGCGGAUGAACGACGCUUUCGCCGAAAGUCACGGCCGUUGAGCGAGAGUUGCACCGAGGAAGAGUCGAUGUUCGAAGAAUAAAACUAUUCCCGUUACUUUGUUACAGGAAUACUAAAAACA